UUCAAAAUGGCGAACAGAUUUCACGUGUUUGAGGUUUGAAAGCAUCGGAGGUCUCAAAAGGAAUAGCGGAAAUGUCCGUGGAUGCAAGAUUGCCCAAGAAAAGGAAAAGAAUCUCAGCUUUAGCUGGACUUGAACCAAGGCACAUUGUAUCACCGGGAGAUGUCAUAACUGAAGACACAGGAUACAUGAGGGGUCAUGGUACAUAUGUUGAUGGGGAAAAAUUGAUAGCAUCAGUUGCUGGAAUAGUUGAAAGAGUCAACAAAUUGAUAUGUGUAAGACCAUUUAAGACAAGAUACAAUGGAGAAGUUGGAGAUGUUGUGGUUGGAAGAAUUACAGAGGUUGGACAGAAGAGAUGGAAAGUGGAAACUUUUUCCAGACUGGACUCUGUUUUGCUGCUCUCUUCAGUAAAUUUACCUGGUGGUGAACUGAGACGACGUUCUGCGGAGGAUGAAUUGAUGAUGCGCCACUUUCUUGCCGAGGGUGACCUGAUAAGUGCAGAGGUGCAAUCGGUAUACAGCGAUGGUUCUCUUUCUUUACACACGCGCAGUCUCAAGUAUGGAAAGCUUAAAGAGGGCACCCUCGUUCAAGUUCCACCUUCGCUGGUUAAAAGGUGCAAAACUCACUUUCUCAACCUUCCUUGUGGUGCCACGGUAAUUGUGGGUAACAAUGGUUAUGUUUGGAUAUCUCCUUUGGAAAACGAAGAUGCCACACCCGCUGACGGCCUGGCCAACAGUCUGGAAAAUGACACCAAUGCACCAAGACAGAUCCAGCACUCUGAUCGCGAGACGAUUGCGCGUCUUCGAAACUGUGUGUUGACAUUGACAGACCAUGGCGUGAUGCUCUUUAACACCUCUCUACAGUAUGCUUAUGACGCAUCAUUGAAGUACUUGGUAAAAGAGCUGCUGAAGCCUGAAAUCCGGGAAGAAAUAGUCGACAAUGUUAGGCAGCUCCUAUCACAAGAAAUGUAAAAAAAAAGGGACGUUUCCGUUA
This is a messenger RNA of Pocillopora verrucosa, 990 nucleotides long. RefSeq names its product exosome complex component RRP4. Gene Ontology annotation, cellular component: cytoplasmic exosome (RNase complex); nuclear exosome (RNase complex). Gene Ontology annotation, molecular function: RNA binding. NCBI's taxonomy places the organism in Eukaryota, Metazoa, Cnidaria, Anthozoa, Scleractinia, Pocilloporidae. The record is from RefSeq and is a predicted model, not a curated record. Gene Ontology annotation, biological process: U4 snRNA 3'-end processing; nuclear polyadenylation-dependent rRNA catabolic process; poly(A)-dependent snoRNA 3'-end processing.